CGCACAAGCUGAGAUCGUCGGGUAAUUAUCCCAAAUCUAAUGUUUAUGAUCGUUGUUGCUUAAAUGGCCGCGAUUCAACGUGUUGAACAAUCUCAAUCGACUUCUACGCUUGUAGUAGCCGAAGAACAUGAUGAAACUGCAGUACCUAGUGUUAGGAUGAAAUUGAAAAAGCCCAAAGGGAAGAAAAAAGUAGCAUUCUCUCCUGACACUGUGGAUAAUGAGAAUAUGAAUAAGAAGAAAUCAAAAUGUUGCUGUAUUUAUGAAAAACCCAGAGAAUUUGGUGAAAGCUCGUCAGAAAGUGAUGAUGAAUGUGAACACUGUAAAGGGCAUGUCGAACACAAACGCCGACCUGUAAAAAAUGGGCCCUCUCAUGAGCAGAAUCAUAUGCAUAGCAUAGAUGGAGGAAGCAAGUGAAAAAUGAAUUAUUUCUACAGUAUUACUCAAGGCAAAUGUACAUUAUGUAAAUAGCUCUUUUAUGAUUUACAUGAAUGAAUUUUGGAUUCAUAAAUAUUUGCUUUUACUUUCAAAGUAAAAUUGUUUUAGAUUGCUCAAAAGAUUUAUUUGUUUGAAAUGUAAAUAUUUUCCAUCAUAUAUUAUGCGGUAAUUUCGUUUCUAAUGAAUGUGAGAUUUUUUUGUAAAAAGAUGUUGUACCGUGCUUAAAGAGAAAUUUUGUGUCAGAACAAUAUGAAAGGAGUACAUUAUUUUAUUACAUAGAAUUGACAAAAAUUUAGAGUAUUUUCAUCAUCAACAUGUUAAAUUAUCAUUCAUUCUUUUCCACACAUACCAAGAUAGAUUUUUGAAAAAUCUACAAUUUAGGCAUAAAUAACAUGUACGUUUUAGGCUUUCUUGGACAGUUUUUGUCAAAGUUAUUGCAAUUUAUAAGGGCAUCUUUUCAGCCUACUUAUACCUAAACUUGCCAAUUUAACAAUGUGAUCAAAAGUGGAGAAAUUUAUAAUUGGAUUCAAUAAAACUUGACCUUUUGGAAAGAAGUAAUAAAUAGCAGAAUAUAUAAUAAUAUAAGUACAAGUAAUCAAGUUUUUAAUAUACAUAAUCAAGAAAAGUUAUGAUUUAUUCUAACAUUCAAGAAAUGGUCUUUGUAGCUGAUUUUUCAAAGCAAUGUUUGCCUAUUUUCUUAUUUUGUCAUUAAUUUUCUAUCGUUUUGGGAUGUAUGCAUUUUAUUUAGAGACACUUGAUUUCAAUCUUUUUCAUUUGUCUAACAUUGCUUGCUCUUUAAUAGAACAGUAGCUUAAGCUUAUUCAAACACUAAUUUUAGCAAUCAGUAUUAGAAUUGCUAUUUAUUAUUAUUUUGAUUAUCAAUAUUUUGCUAGUUUCAAGCUAAAAUUUUGCAUAUUACUGGAAAAUAAUGAAAUGAAAUAUGUUGCUAUUUCAAUACUUCAUUGAAAAUUGCAGUUUCUUGUUAUUAUCUGGCAUUAAAUCAAAUGUAGGAUUACAUAAGUAGCCAUAAGGCUGAAACUUCAGACUUUUCUGGAAAUAUUAAUUCAGUUCUGAAACAUCUAAAAAAAAUGCUAUUUGGAGAGAAACAGUUAAACAUUUCUUUUCCUCAUUGUAAUUCAGAAAGUGAGCCUAUAAAAAUGAAAUUAGACAGUGAACAAACUGGAAUUCAACAUCUUAAAAUAAAACUAGCUAAAACAAGGGUUUUCAACGUUUCAGGCUCUGUUCUCUCUUUGGACACUGAUGUCAGCUCAGCUACCCCCCCCCCCCCCAAAAAAAAAAAAAAAACUAUAUAUGGUCAGUAUGAGAAUAAAAUAAAAAUUUGAAACUGAAGCUGGGGUUAUUCAAAAGAAAUACCGGUCAUUUUGUAAACAAAAAAGUACUGACAUAAGUUUAUUUUGAAUAUAAACUCCUGAUUAUAUCUGUGGUAUUAUAUGUAAUUAAUACUUUAUUGUUGUUGAAAAACAUGCUGUAUAUUGCAGUGUAUGAUGCACAUUUUUGACAUGAAAAAUAAAAUUGAAGCUUAUGAGAGUGUGUUAAAUGAUGAUUAUAAAUAUCAUAGAUUAAAAAUUAAUGAAAAAAGAACAAAAAAUGGAGAUGUUCAUAAACCUAAAUGUUGUUUGACUGAAAUGGAAAUUAUUUAUUAAAUUAAUAAUUUUCAUUUUUGUUCAAUAAAGAAAUAGUUUAUCAUAUUUGUUUUCCAUUGUAUCCUCAGUUCCACCAUUAAAGUCUGAUCCAUGAAUAAAUUAUUUUCUGCUUCA
This is a messenger RNA of Uloborus diversus, 2213 nucleotides long. RefSeq names its product E3 ubiquitin-protein ligase PPP1R11-like. NCBI's taxonomy places the organism in Eukaryota, Metazoa, Arthropoda, Arachnida, Araneae, Uloboridae. The coding region runs from base 64 to 414 and encodes 116 amino acids. The record is from RefSeq and is a predicted model, not a curated record. The transcript is spliced from 5 exons. Gene Ontology annotation, cellular component: nucleus. Gene Ontology annotation, molecular function: protein serine/threonine phosphatase inhibitor activity; protein phosphatase 1 binding.